Molecule: messenger RNA, 2288 nt
Organism: Aspergillus ochraceoroseus IBT 24754
Lineage: Eukaryota; Fungi; Ascomycota; Eurotiomycetes; Eurotiales; Aspergillaceae
Product: F-box domain protein
Exons: 3
Coding region: 365-1978 (537 amino acids)
Molecular function (GO): protein binding
Source: RefSeq, a predicted model, not a curated record
GUAAGAAUCAUAAGAAUCAUAAUAGAAGUAAUAAUAAUGAGCAUAAGAAUAGGCUCCGGAUGGGCCCCCAGGCACCAAUCCAUCCAUCCAUCCAUUCAUGGACCUCAUCGGAUCCUCGCUUUCCCCCCCACUGCUACUUAAGUACUAAACGACAACAACAUUGGAAACAGUCCUCGUAUUCUCCAGAAAGAAGAGAGAAAAUGCGGUCCUACUAAUUUGAAUUAUCCUACUCCACAGGUUCAGGUAACAAUAGCUCAAGCAAUUGGUGCCUCGAAUCAGUCACACUUCCGCUAGUCAAUUCCUGGUUCCUACACAAAUACGAAACCCCCAUUUUCCCAGCUACAUAAAUACUUCUUGAAAUGCCAUGCUUCUGAAUCUUCCUCUGGAACUUAUUCAACUUAUCUUGUUGAAGUGUACUACCCAAACAUUUCUGCAAGUAGCUUUUAGCUGUCGUACUCUCUAUGGGAUUGCCUCCAAUUACCGAGAGGCUCUCGCCCAUCAUCUGAGGCAAACUCCGGGGUUCCGCCGGAAUCAAAACAUUUCCUCCACAGACACCAAGCAACUUUUUCAGAUAUUGAAACAGCACGCAUUUCAGCAGUUGUACGGCAGCCAGUUUCGCGCAAAUUGCACAAAAUUCAACUUUGGAGAGCAAAUCCUCAAUGUGCCAGCAUCGUCACUUGCCUCCUUCGGUAACAAAACUCUCAUCUUCACUACAUGUCAGGAUCAGAGGCUUGUCCAUGUUUUCCAGGUCGCUGAUGGGAAGCUAACGUCGCUGGCUCAACUAAAGCUGCCGUGGGACCAAUCAGGGCGACUGGAAGUAUCCAAAAUAGCCUUUGAUGGAGAGGACAAGAUCUAUGUCCUCCAGCGGUUUACACCUGCUAUCGAUGAACACGGCCCGGAUGCGGAGCAUCCGUUUAUCAGGCAAGCAAAGGAGUCUAGUCGUUAUGGGAAAGUUUAUCUCACCCGCCAUUCUCUUCAAUGCCCGGAUGGUCUGGUGCGAAUUUGCGAUUUUGUUGACGAUGGCGAUAUCGACCCUUCGGCCUUGGCUGUGAAUUGCCAAGGCACAUUUGCUAUCGUGUGGCAUCAUCGCCAAUAUGCGGAUUGUUCAAUCCAACUUUAUACUGGUAUAGAGGAAGCACCGCACGACCCUACGUCUAAUCUCAUCGGCCUGACCUGUCAAAGUAUUAUCCUGAAGGAUUGGGCUCCUCCAUCUCCUCCCGGGGAAGCGGUAGAACGGCGAUUAAUAACCGAUUUGGAAUUUAACGACCGGUCCAUGCAGUUGCUUUACUAUUACCAAUCAAGAACUCUGUAUAGAGCAUUCCAGAGUUGCCUAUCGGAAUCUCCACACUUGUAUAGGAACUCAACUCCAGUCACAUUUACCCCAUCGCUCAGUCUUCUCUUUUCGAUUGGGAUUCCUUUCUUUGGAACUCAUGAAACCGAAAGUCAGAACGGCUUUGAAACGUGUCGAUGGAGAUACCUUGCCCUUGGCAUUGCCACCCAUCGUCAGGAGAACUGGACGGUUGCAUGCCUCAUGCGAUCUGAAGCGGUCUGCCGGGCAAGUAAUUGUGGACAUGAGCUGAACCUUGAUCGCGGGCGACGAUUGACGGACUGGGUCAUCGCGGCACGACUCUGGGGCUUUAGAGAUGCAACCAGUUCGCUGGGUUGUAAAGUCGCAACCUCCAGAGAUGGGACAAGGAUUGCGGUUUCCAACUGGAAAACCAUCUAUGUGUGGGCUUUGGAUCCCGGGUCUCUCAUCGAUCUGAAUGAAAACGAAUACUAUCCUCCAUCCUGGCAAUCCUCGGAGACGGGGUUGAUCGAUUUACCGCCGAUGGUCUUACAUACUGGGGCUGUUUGUUUCCAGCUUUGCUUCACACGCGAAGAGAAUGAGCUGGUUGCCAUCACAGACCAAGGAUUCAUGCUGUGGGAUCUCCGUGCGUCGGGGACUGGCAACCGGACUAGUCAGGUGGUGGAUGUAUAAACAAGGCAUUCAUGAUAUUUUUUUUUUUUUUUAAUAUCAUCAGGAUGGGGUGUUUUGUUUAUGUAUCUAUAUUGGUCUAUGAACCCAUUGUAUUUCCUGAAUAUUCAAUUAGGGACUACACUUGCAAGAACGGCGUUUGGAAAUCACAGCCAGUAUUACAAUGCAUAUCUACAGGCAAGAACUAGUUUCAUACCGGAUUCCCCAGGGUAAAACACCCAUAUAGAGAAAAAAAGAAGAAGAAGAUCUUAUUGUUGCCCUUCCCCACUACCAGACAUGGCUAAGAAUGUAAUGAUAAGGAAAACCCACCAGU